AUGGCUUGGAUACUUCGUGCCGAGUUCGAGUACCUCCUGUGCCUUACAUCAGAGAGGUUGGACGUGGCGAAAUCUCGUGCGCUCUUGCACGCGGCUCUAGACGCUCGACUCCUUCUGUCAGAGGAUCCUCUGUACGCGGCAUAUAUUGACGCAGGAAAAGUUGCACUCCAGAAUUACCUUCGCGAAGGGAAAGACCGUCAGGGGCUAGGAUGGCAGAGUCGCACGUUCCAGGCUGCGGUGUCCGCGUGUAUUUGUGAUGACGUGAAUUUAGCGCAUGUGUUCACUGUCCUAAGAGUAGAGGAGCUUUUAGAGAACCUUGGAGAUGAACUUUCACCAUCACAGUGCGCCAAAGUCAUGCUGGCCAUUCUCGGGGAACUGCAGCUCGUGAAACGUGAUAUGCAAGAGUCAACGCACAGCGAUUCACCAGAGUUUCUGGAGUUCAAGCAGAGGAGCAGCAAGUUCCUUCAAAGGGCACUACAAUUACUGAUGUCGCUUAUUGCAGAAAGCGGCCGAGAUCGCUUCUGUUAUGUCAAGGAGGCUCUGAUCCACCCUGAUGCCACCUGUUCUCGCCCUGCCCCAGUAUCCAACUUGAGCUUUGGCAAAUCUUCCAAAGAGGAUGCCGCCCUAGCAAAGGCUUGGAGGGUUCGAGAGCCAUUUCGGUUGUCACAGGUUCUGCGAGCUGACUUGGACGCGAGCAACCUGUAUUUGUCAUCUAUGUAUUCACUGUAUAGGCGAGGCGAUCCGAUGUUUGAGACCCUCAUGCACAGCGGCAGCCUGCUGUCCAUGUGGCACCGGCUGCAUGCCAUUUGUAGACGUCCGGUAGCCUUGGGUGAAGACAUAAUAAAAUGGAGCGUUGUACGGCAGGCGCCCCGACUUAAUAGACUACGUCAGUUGAUGUUUACUCGUCUGAUCCAGUGUCUGUCCCAGCCGCUCUUCAAGCCUUCUCUGGGGGGCCCGACAAGUCAUGACGAGAAGAACAGCGUGGAGUCAGAACGGGGACUCGCGUACCUCCUGGCAGAUAGCCUCGUACUAUCGGGGGUGAAGGUUUGGUGCUACGAGAGUCGGGAGCAGAAGCAGCAGAUCUUGAAUAUGGCCGACCAGUCACGUGCGGCGCUUUCUGCUAAGUUGGAUUCACUCAUGUGCAUCCAAGUAGAUCGCGGGUUCGUGGAGCUGCCGCUGGGCCAGGAGCUGCCUGACCUUGACGGACUGGCACGUUUAUUUGCCGCGGCUCCGGGGAACAAGCCCGAUGAGGAGCCCUACGAGGAUAUGCAAUGCACAGACAUGAACCUCUACCAGCUUGUCCCGAACACGUACACCGCAGGUGUACGCGCACCCAAUUGGCCCUCCGUCUCUUACUGCAUUGGCUCUCGGCUGCACCGGGCAGCCCCAAACAUGGGAGUUUUGGACGAGUCACGGUUCUUUACGAACCCUAUGGUUACAGCUCUGCUUAAUAAGAAGGCGCUUGAAGAAGCAAUCAAUACAAUCAUCACGUCGGAGGGCGUGGAGAGUGUCUGA
Cyclospora cayetanensis is the source of this 1515-nucleotide messenger RNA. RefSeq lists its product as uncharacterized. The record is from RefSeq and is a predicted model, not a curated record. The transcript is spliced from 7 exons. The coding region runs from base 1 to 1515 and encodes 504 amino acids. Lineage: Eukaryota; Apicomplexa; Conoidasida; Eucoccidiorida; Eimeriidae.